GGACUGCCCCGGACCACGAGCCCCCGCCCGGACCAGCGAGGACGCAGCUGGCCACGCGUUGCAAGAUAACGAAAGAAGUGGCUGACAUUUUCAACGCCCCCAGUGAUGAUGAGGAUUUUCUUGGUUUCUACGAUGACUUUCCCAUGGAAACACCGUCAUCAGAGGAUAGUUGGGACAGUUCCGACUCUCUGGAGUCGGGAAAAAAGGAUGUCUGUUUCCGGUCCAAGUACCUCACUGAAGAGCUGCGGAGAAUUUUCAUGGAAGACACCGACUCAGAGAGUGAAGAUUUUGAAGGGUUUACCCAGAGUGAGCUGGACAGAAACAGUAACGCUGAAAUAAUGCUCAUGGAAUCAGGUUUGAGUGAUGAAGACAAUAUAUCUUUGGAAAGCAAGGAGGCAGAGAAGAGGGUCACCCCUAGAAGAAGCAGUUUUGGUCUUCGAGUAGCAUUUCAGUUUCCCUCAAAGAAGUCAGCAAGUAAAUCAGAGGUGAAAAAUAAGUUUCCUGAGUCAUCAUUUUCCAGUUUAUGUGUUGAAAACCAUCAGAGCCCAACGUUGCUUAGGAGGAAGAAAAGCAGUAGACCCGAGAGAAGGAUGGGCGGAUCUACCUCAGAGUCAGAAUCGGAGGACGUGAGAGAGCGGACUCAGGAGAACUCUAACGCACUGCUGAAAAGGGCCAUGAACAUCAAGGAAAACAAAGCCAUGCUUGCUCAGUUACUGGCAGAGUUGAACUCCUUACCAGACCUGUUUCCAGUGCAAACACCAACCACGACUCCAUGCAAAAAGAGAACCCCAAGGAGGACGUUCACUGAAGGCCCACUGGAGCGGCGGACUAACCCAGCCCGGAGCGCUCGGCCCCCGGAGAGGUUUGCCUUGGAAAACUUCACCAUGUCAGCGGUUCAGUUUGCCGAACAGUUUAACACAUACCGAAGGCAGAACCUUCUUAAGAAGAAACUCAGUGGGGGGAAAGUCCGGGUCCACAGAAAGCGAAGAUGGUCCUCGUUCCGUCCGGUGGAAGACAUAACAGAAGAGGAUUUAGAAAAUGUGGCAAUUACCGUUAGAGAUAAAAUCUAUGAUAAAGUUUUGGGCAACACAUGCCAUCAGUGUCGACAGAAAACCCUAGACACAAAGACAGUGUGUCGCAGCCUCAGCUGUGGGGGCGUGAGGGGGCAGUUCUGUGGGCCAUGUCUCCGCAAUCGCUACGGGGAAGACGUGAGGACAGCGCUCCUGGAUCCGGAUUGGGAGUGUCCUCCGUGCCGUGGGAUUUGCAAUUGCAGUUAUUGUCGCAGACGGGACGGCCGCUGCGCUACCGGAAUGCUCAUCCAUUUGGCCAAGUUUUAUGGUUAUAAUAAUGUCAAAGAAUACCUGGAGAGCCUACAGAAGCAGCUGGUAGAAGACAAGUAGACAGCAAAAAGGAUUACAAACUGAACAAGAUAAAUUAGACCCGACCCAUUUCACCUUGCAAGUUCAAGAUUUUACAGAUAUUAUUACACCAGUUGGUGUUGGGCCAGCAGGCAGAAUAUACUAGUUCCGUGUA
Tachyglossus aculeatus (Australian echidna) is the source of this 1533-nucleotide messenger RNA. It is a transcript of the gene CDCA7L, whose product is annotated as cell division cycle associated 7 like. The record is from RefSeq and is a predicted model, not a curated record. Gene Ontology annotation, cellular component: nucleus. The transcript is spliced from 10 exons. NCBI's taxonomy places the organism in Eukaryota, Metazoa, Chordata, Mammalia, Monotremata, Tachyglossidae. Bases 144 to 1400 code for a protein of 418 amino acids. Gene Ontology annotation, biological process: regulation of DNA-templated transcription.